Molecule: messenger RNA, 519 nt
Organism: Cylicocyclus nassatus
Lineage: Eukaryota; Metazoa; Nematoda; Chromadorea; Rhabditida; Strongylidae
Source: the annotation of a GenBank genome assembly
AUGUUGCGAGUUUAUCCGAUUAUUCGUAUCGAAGGACGCAACACCGUCGAACUUAUUUUCAUGUACAUGAGCAUGGCUGACAUUCUGCUCACGGGUGUCACAGCAUCUAUGAUCUUCAAGAAAACUCCUGAGCAUAUGAAAAAGUACAAAUAUGUUACUUUGAAUUUCACUACAACAGGCUUAAUUUAUGCAAUCAGCUUGCUUCCAAUUGUCACAUCGCUUUCCGUUUACCACAAGACAAAAGAACAAAUCGAUGAUGUGGUCAAGAAGGCGAUUUAUGAGUCGAAAAAGUCAUACGUUGCACCGAGAUCUUACACUUCUCCUGUUACUCCAGAUUAUAAUACCUGUAAUAACUACAUUCAUUCCUCUUUUGGUAUUAUUUUCCACACGUUUCGCUCACGUUCCAUUCGGUGCCAAAUUUUGGAACCUAAUUAUCUCGCAGACUGUUGCUCUCCACAGUCCACUGAGCAGUAUCGGUGUUUUGAUUACAACUCCGCCAUAUCGACGCAUGCUGUCUAG